Molecule: messenger RNA, 693 nt
Organism: Lodderomyces oxycetoniae
Lineage: Eukaryota; Fungi; Ascomycota; Pichiomycetes; Serinales; Debaryomycetaceae
Gene: CLC1
Product: Clc1p
Exons: 1
Coding region: 1-693 (230 amino acids)
Biological process (GO): clathrin-dependent endocytosis; intracellular protein transport
Cellular component (GO): clathrin coat of trans-Golgi network vesicle; plasma membrane; clathrin coat of coated pit
Molecular function (GO): clathrin heavy chain binding; structural molecule activity
Source: RefSeq, a predicted model, not a curated record
AUGGCUGAUAAGUUCCCCGAGUUAGAUUCAUCUGUCAAGAACGGUGGCGGCGAUUUCGGCGAAAACUCGGAUUUCUUAUCCCGUGAGAAGGAAUUAUUGGGUGAUGAAUUUGCUACUGACCAGGAUAAGAAAGUGUUAGAGGACGAAAGCGACGAAGAGAUUAGCGAAUUCAAGGAACAAUUCCCUGAAGUUGAAGGGAGCGGCGAGCCCCAGAAGCCAACUUAUGACCACCAGGACGAGGGUAAUAGCGAUAAUGAUGACUUUGAAGGAUUCUCUUCUGCAACUACAAAAGAUUAUGAUUUGUCCCAAUCGCAACCAAUUAAGGAAUGGAAGGAACGUAGAGACUUGGAAAUCAAUGAGCGUGAAAAGGUGAAUAAGCAGAAAAAACAAGAUAUCUUAACUAAAGCUCAACAAACAAUUGAUGAUUUUUACGAAAACUAUAAUCUGAAAAAGGAUCAACAAUUCAAAACUGUUGCUAAAGAUCAAGAGGAGUUUUUGACUAAAAGAGAUGGGUUCUUGAAAAACGGUACUUUAUGGGAUAGAGUUAACGAGUUGAUUGAUAAUGUUGGAGAGUUAUCCAAGAAUGACGUUGAUGAAGCAACAAGUCUGAGGGACAAGACUAAGUUUAAAGAAAUUUUGAAGAAAUUAAAGGGCAAGACCAAUGUUCCUGGUGCCGGAGGGUAUCAAGAAUAA